This is a messenger RNA of Lotus japonicus, 2245 nucleotides long. Its product is annotated as phosphatidylinositol 3,4,5-trisphosphate 3-phosphatase and protein-tyrosine-phosphatase PTEN2A-like. The coding region runs from base 221 to 1930 and encodes 569 amino acids. The record is from RefSeq and is a predicted model, not a curated record. Gene Ontology annotation, biological process: protein dephosphorylation. Lineage: Eukaryota; Viridiplantae; Streptophyta; Magnoliopsida; Fabales; Fabaceae. Gene Ontology annotation, cellular component: cytosol. Gene Ontology annotation, molecular function: protein tyrosine phosphatase activity; phosphatidylinositol-3,4,5-trisphosphate 3-phosphatase activity. The transcript has 13 exons.
AGUUUGACAUGAUUCUUCCAUUCAACAUAGCAAACAAACAAUCCAUUCCCUCCCCUUUGAAACUCAAUGUUACAUUGCUGCAUUCAUCCAAAUCUCAAACUUGCAAAUCACGCAAUUUCCUUUCCCUUCACAAAACCGUUCUUCCCUGCGAACCAGAUCGGAAUUCACAGUGGCAUCGUCACCGACAACACGCCGAAUCGCAUUUGGUUUAGGGUGACUAAUGGAACCUACUCCUCCAGCUUCUAACACUCAACCAUCUGGCAUGUCAUCCUGGGCAAGAAAUCUGAAAUCCCUUGGGCUCGGGGCGUCGCAGCAGAACUCACAGGUUGAAAAUACCGGUGGCAUGUCGGCUUUUGCUCGCUUGACAGGCGGGAUGGGAUUAGGAAUGCCCUCCUCGAUUGAGGCUGCUCCGGGAAGUUCAGGAGCUGAUCAGCCUAAUUUAAUUGAAUCGUUCACCAAAGGGUUGGUGGACUCGUCUAAGACCGCAGUAAAGGCGGUGCAGACCAAAGCUCGCCAUAUUGUCUCUCAAAAUAAACGCAGAUACCAGGAAAAUGGAUUUGAUUUGGAUAUGACAUACAUCACUGAAAAUAUAAUUGCUAUGGGGUUUCCGGGUGGCGAUCUUAGCUCUGGACUUUUUGGAUACAUUGAGGGUUUCUAUCGCAAUCACAUGGAAGAAGUAAUUAAGUUUUUCGAAACUCAUCAUAAGGGAAAGUACAAAGUAUACAAUCUUUGCUCAGAGAGGUUGUAUGAUGGAUCACUAUUCCAGGGAAAGGUUGCAAGUUUCCCAUUUACUGAUCAUAAUUGCCCUCCUAUUCAACUUAUAUUGUCAUUUUGUCAAAGUGCAUAUUCAUGGUUGAAGGAGGAUAUUCAAAAUGUGGUGGUUGUUCAUUGUAAAGCUGGUAUGGGGAGGACAGGACUGAUGAUUUGUAGCCUUCUUAUGUUUCUUAAAUUCUUCCCAACUGCGGAGGAAGCCAUUGAUUACUUCAACCAGAAACGAUGUAUUGAUGGAAAGGCUCUAGUUAUCCCUAGUCAGAUCAGAUAUGUCAAAUACUUUGAACGGACUUUAACACACUUUAAUGGAGAGGUCCAGCCUGGACGAAGGUGCAUGCUAAGAGGGUUUAGGCUUCACAAAUGCCCUUAUUGGGUUAGACCAUCCAUUACAAUAUCUGAUCAUAAUGGAAUUCUUUUCACAACUAGAAAGCAUCCCAAAACAAAGGAUUUAAUGCCAGAAGAUUUCUGGAUAAAUUCACCAAAGAAGGGAAUAGUGGUCUUUGCAAUACCAGGAGAGCCUGGUCUCGCAGAGUUGAUUGGGGACUUCAAAAUUCAUUUUCAUGAUCGACAGGGAGAUUUCUACUGUUGGCUGAAUACAGCAAUGACAGAAAACAGAAAAGUUUUAGAUGGCUCGGAUCUUGAUGGUUUUGACAAGAGAAAGAUCCCUGCUCCAGGGUUCCAGGUUGAAAUUGUGAUGGUAGACUAUACUGGCACCCUACCUACAAGGACAAAAGCCAAUCCUGCAAGCAAAGGAUCUGAUAGUAACACUAGCAAUGUCGUAGCCGGUGCAAGGCCUACAACUAAUGCAAGUGAGAGUAAGGUCCCUAGAAAUGGAGAUGAUGAUGUAUUCUCGGAUAGUGAUGAAGAGGAGGCUAAGGGUACACGAAGGAGGGAAACUGCAGCUGAGUACAAAUAUAUGGCUUCUCAUCAAGCAUCUGAGGCCACUACAGACCAUGUAGGAAUGUUGACACACACAACAGACCAGUUGUCACUCCAGCAUGCGGAACACAUGAAAAAUGAAGAAUCAAACACAGAUAAACUAAAACAUACAGGCCCCAGUACCACAAACAUGGAAUCUGCUGGGGCCAGUGAAAUCAAGGCAAUUGCAGCAGAUGCUUCAGUUUUUUCUUUUGGAGAUGAAGAUUUUGAGAGUGAUUGAGUGGCAAUUGCAGCAGAUGUUUCAGUUUUUCUUUCCCUUUUUGUAGAUUCAAAUUUUGAGAGUGAUUGAGGGGACGUGGGAUGAACUCCGUCAAUCUAAAUAUUAUUCAGGAAUUCGUAAAUAGUAGCUCAUAGCUCUUUCCAUGGAGAUCAUACCCAGAGGUAAAAGGACUAGGCAUAUUAUGGAGUUCAUUGCAUUCCCCUCUAUUUGUUGUUAAAUGAACUUACUUUCUUGUAUUUUAAUACUCAAACUUUGUAUAUUUUUAAGAUUGUAUACUUCUACGAUUCUUCCAAAUGUGCAUGAGAUGUUCCUUGA